Molecule: messenger RNA, 4334 nt
Organism: Marmota monax (woodchuck)
Lineage: Eukaryota; Metazoa; Chordata; Mammalia; Rodentia; Sciuridae
Gene: Zfp14
Product: ZFP14 zinc finger protein
Exons: 5
Coding region: 254-1846 (530 amino acids)
Biological process (GO): negative regulation of transcription by RNA polymerase II
Molecular function (GO): DNA-binding transcription repressor activity, RNA polymerase II-specific
Source: RefSeq, a predicted model, not a curated record
UGGUCGCGUGCACUGAGGAAAUGGGCGCGGGGGCGGCGCGGGGGCGGCGCGGACUUCUGUGUGAGUCGGGUUUGCAGUGACUCUGGAGUUUUGUGACGCUGCCUGGGCACCAGGUGCCCUACUGCGCCCUCUGCCCUCCAGCUUCUGGGCCCACAGGAAUGGCUCCGAGUUAGCUCUGGUUUGUUUUGAUUCUGGAAUUCUCCAACAGAAAUAUAUUGAAAAGGACUAAAUCAAUUCUUGCAGUUCUAAAACCAUGGCCCAUGGUUCAGUGACAUUCAGGGAUGUGGCCAUAGACUUUUCACAGGAAGAAUGGGAAUUCCUGGACUCUGCUCAGAGGGACUUAUAUAGGGACGUAAUGUGGGAGAACUACAACAACUUCCUCUCACUAGCAGGAUCUUCUGUUUCUAAACCAGAUAUGAUUACCUUAAUGGAUGAAGAAGGAAUGGUUGUGAAGGAAAGAAUAAAAAGAUCUUGCCCUGAUUUGGAGCCCAGAUAUAGGACCAAUACUUCAUCUCCAGAAAAGGACAUUUAUGAAAUAUAUUCGUUACAGUGGGAGAUAAUGGAAAGAAUUAAAAGCUAUACCCUUCAGGACUCCAUUUUUAGAAAUGAUUGGGAAUGUAAAAGCAAGAUUGAGGGACAAAAAGAACCACAAGAGGGUUAUUUUGGGCAGGUGAAAAUUACCUCUGAAAAAACGACCACUUACAAAAAGAAUAAUUUUCUUGCUGAGUAUCAGAGAAUUCAUAAUGGAGAAAAAUUAUAUGAAUGUAAGGAGUGUAGGAAGACCUUCAUUCGUCGCUCAACACUUAGUCAGCACCUACGAAUUCAUACGGGUGAGAAACCUUAUAAAUGUAAAGAAUGUGGACAGGCCUUUAGACAGCGUGCACACCUUAUUCGACAUCACAAACUUCAUACUGGUGAGAAACCCUAUGAAUGUAAGGAAUGUGGGAAGGCCUUUACUGUGCUCCAAGAACUUACUCAACAUCAGAGACUUCAUACUGGUGAAAAACCUUACGAAUGUAAGGAAUGUGGAAAGGCCUUCAGAGUACAUCAGCAACUGGCCCGGCAUCAGAGAAUUCACACUGGUGAGAAACCCUAUGAAUGUAAGGAGUGUGGGAAGACUUUCAGACAGUGUACACACCUCACCAGACAUCAGAGACUUCACACUGCCGAGAAGCUCUAUGAAUGUAAGGAAUGUGGGAAAGCCUUUGUAUGUGGCCCAGACCUUAGAGUACAUCAGAAAAUUCAUUUUGGUGAAAAACCCUAUGCAUGUAAGGACUGUGGGAAGGCCUUUAGAAUAUGCCAACAACUUACUGUUCAUCAGAGUAUUCAUACUGGUGAGAAACCCUAUGAAUGUAAGGAAUGUGGAAAGACUUUCAGAUUAAGGCAGCAACUUGUUCGCCAUCAGAGAAUUCAUACUCGUGAGAAACCCUAUGAAUGUAUGGAAUGUUGGAAGACCUUUAGUAGUUACUCCCAACUUAUUUCACAUCAGAGCAUUCAUAUUGGUGAGAGACCCUAUGAAUGUGAGGAAUGUGGGAAGGCUUUCAGACUGCUGUCCCAACUCACUCAACAUCAGAGUAUUCAUACUGGUGAGAAGCCCUAUGAAUGUAAGGAAUGCAGAAAGCCUUUUAGACUGCUCUCACAACUUACUCAGCAUCAGAGUAUUCACACUGGAGAGAAACCUUAUGAAUGUAAGGAUUGUGGUAAGGCUUUCAGACUUUAUUCAUUUCUUACUCAACACCAGAGAAUUCACACUGGGGAGAAGCCCUAUAAAUGUAAGGAAUGUAAGAAGGCCUUCAGACAACAUUCACACCUUACUCAACAUCAGAAGAUUCAUAAUGGAAUUUAAUACAAGAAAGCUUUCAAAUUUGCAUUUUGUUACAAAACACCAGUAAAUCCAUUUUUGAGAAAAUACACUUACAACUAAAUGUAAGAAAUUUUCUAUUAGGGAAGGAAUGUGUUGCUUUGAGCCUUCCAUCACCCUUCAAACAUUGUUUAUCUUCAGCAAAUUCCUUUGAGAGAAUAAUUUAAUGAAUGUAGGAAAAUGUUUAGCUUUAUCUGUCAUCUCCAUUUUGCCACUUUACUACCAUUGUGAUAUUGAACAAGAUACUAAACCUUUGUGCUCAUUUUUAAAAGUAUGAUAGUAGUACUUAUUUAUUGCUGUGUGAUAAAUUACUAGAACACAUAGUAGCUUAAAAUAAUAUACAUAGGUUAUUUCACAGUUUCUAUGGAUCAGGAAUCCAGGCAUGACUUAGUUGAGUCCUUGUAGUUACAAGGUUACAAAGUUUCAGCCAAGACUAAGGAUCCAUAUCCAAGCUAACAAUGCUUGAAUUCAUUUUCUUGAGGGCUCUUGAUGGAGAUCCUCAGUUUCUAGUUGACUACUGGCUGAAGCUGACUGCAGUUCCUUGCUACAGCGGCCUCUUCACAUGACUACUUCAUCAAAGUGUGCAAGCCAAGAAGGCAAGAACUAGCAAGAGGGAAGUCUGUUAGCAAUAUAGACAUGAUGCAUCUUGUGUUAUCUAAUUGUGGCAGUUACAUCGUAUCACCUUUGCUACCUUUUACUGAUAGAAGUAAAUUACUAGACCAGCCCACACUCAAGAAAAGGGGAUUACUUGAGAGUGAAUACCAGGAGACAGGGACCAUUGGGAGUCAAUUAAGAGUCAGCCAGUCACACUGUGUGAUAUAAUCAUUGUAAGGAUUAAGUAGUUAAUACUUAGAAGAGUAGCCAGUCACAUAGCAUGUAUUCUGUAAAUACUGUCUAUAAUUGAUAUUAACAUCAUUAGUAUUAGUGAAUUCUCAUGGAAGAUUCUAUAGGAGUAAUAAGUAUAGAAAUGCCUCCUGUUACAUCUCUGCACUUAAUAAAAUGAAAAUAAUUUAUUCUAGUAAAAUCUAGGAGAUUAUAGUGAAUAUCAGAAGUUCUUCAUCACUUGAUCUGCAUCAGAAAUUUCAUGCUGAAAAGAACUGUAUGAAUUUAUCAGAAUCUUUUCUGAUCCUUUAAAAAAGCAAAUGGCUUAAAAUCCUAGUUGUCUGACUAGAAUUCAAGAUAUAUCACAAACUCUCAAAAAAGAUGGCAUAAAAGAAACUAACCAGUUGGGAAUUUAAAUGUAUGUGUAUGUGUGUGUAUGUAAAACUUAUAUAUAAAAGAAAAUACCAUUAUAGUCAGUAUGCUUUUUGAUGCUUAAAUUGCCCCAUCUUCAAUUAGUUUUUUCAAAUUAGGUGUUUUGCCAAGUAUAGUGGUGCAUGCCUAUAAUCUUAACAACUUGGGAGGCUGAGGCAGGAGGAUCAUAAGUUUGAGGCCAGCCUCAGCAACACAAAUUGGGCGUUUUGAGAUAGCCCCACAAAUAGUAGUUUGAUAGUUUAUGACUUGGUUGUGAUUAUACAGUUUGUCAGCUGUGCAAGAUGCUAUGACACGAUCAUCAUUCUUAAAAUCAUUAAAUUGUGAACCAAAUUUCAGCAUCACCAAAAAUUCAUCAAAUUCAAAUGGUAUUGUUUUAACAAAAAGUCUAAUCAAUAAAUUCAAAAAGAAUGAUAGGAUUAGAAAAACCAUCAUUUUCUAGACUUUAAUGGAAUAAUGGACCUGAAAACAGUGUUCCAUGGAUAAAAAAACUUUUAGUUGAAAGACUUUAUAGUGGAUUUAUCAUACUGACCACUUCUGAAUCCUUUGACCAAUUUUAGCCUUAGUCAAAAUGGGACUGUCACACAAUGUCCACCUCCUGGUGAAAUCCAAUAGGAAGUAAAUACCACUACCUGUGAGGCCUUCUUGCCAAAACAGUGAACUGAAGGAAUCAUACUUUUGAAUCAAAUUCUUUAAACCAAGAUUUGGGGAAUGAAUGAAUAAAGUCAGAGUCACCACAAGGAAGUCACCAAUGAGAUUCAGAAUGUGUAAAAUUCUACAGAAUAAAUGCCCUGAUUUUGUCCACUAACGAGAGGCAUGAAAAACAAAGAGGAGCAACCCUUAAUAAUAGGGUAGGAUUAAGAGUCACAUCACUAAAUUCAAUGCAUGGGAAUUGCUUGGAUCUGGUUUGACCAAAAUGUUAAAAGAGUUUUUGAAGACAGUGGAGGAAUCGUGGACAUGGACUGAAUGUUAGAUAUAUUAACUUUGUUAGGGAUAAUGUCAAUGUGGUUGCUAAUAAAAUAUCCUAUGUGUUAGACAUAUUUACAUAUUUCUGAUAUUAUAAGAUACAUAGAUUUACAUUGAAAUAUUCCAGCAAAAGAAAGAAUGGCAAAAUGUUGGUAAUCAUUGAAGUGCAGCGAUUUGUUUAUGGUAACUUAUUGUUUUAAUAUUUCUACUUUUGUAUGUAUUUAACAUUUCAGUAAUAAAAUAUUUAAAAUCAAAA